Colletotrichum destructivum is the source of this 222-nucleotide messenger RNA. RefSeq lists its product as uncharacterized. Bases 1 to 222 code for a protein of 73 amino acids. The record is from RefSeq and is a predicted model, not a curated record. The transcript has a single exon. NCBI's taxonomy places the organism in Eukaryota, Fungi, Ascomycota, Sordariomycetes, Glomerellales, Glomerellaceae.
AUGUCAGCGCCGGGCCGGGAGGCAGCGUUCUCACCAUGGUCAGCAAGUUCCCAAAGCUCCAACGGCCCUGGCACGACGGUGCCGCCGCCGUUCGUGGCCCCGACGGCGGGUGUCAUGGUCAACGGUACGCUCAAGCUCCGUUCCGGUCUGUACACCAAGGGCGACUUUGUGACGCCGGCCGGGGCCACCUGCCGAGCCAUUUCCGAGUCUUGGAUUCUAUGA